AUGCGUGAAAGUUUUGAUAUAAUUGUACGAAAUGAUAAAUAUACAUCGACAGUCAAAUUGUUGUACAGUGUAUCAAUUAUUCUAUUGAUCAUAUGGUUGAUCAACAUUUUACCAAGUCUUUUUCAAUGGAGAAUCAAUCAAGUCGAUCAUGAUGUAAUACCUAAAACAAUAGAAUUUUCGUGCAAUAAUAUAUCUGUUCCAAACGGGUCAGAAUCAGAUCUUGCUAGUGUAUUACACAAAAUAUAUUCCCCUAUCAGUAAAACAUCCGUUCAAAAAUACCCACUGAGAUAUAGUCUGGAAGAAAAUAGACUUGAGAAAUUAUAUGAUUCAUUGGGUGUGAAUAAGACGGUGAAGACGUUUCUCAACUAUGGGCAUCGUACAAUUUUUAGACCAAUGAACUUUUCAAAAUGUCAUGCUUCGAAAUGUGCAGUUAUCACUGACAUGAACAGAUGGCGAGAAGCUGAUGCACUUAUACUGACAGAAGAUAAAGUGCCGAAUGGAAUUCGACCUCCAGAGCAAUUAUGGUUUAGUUUAAUAGAAGAGUCGCCUGUACAUAUUGCUAUGGCAGGUACACUGGAAAAUGAAAUUAAUUACACUAUCUCCUUCCGUCUGGAUUCAACGAUUUACUCACCAUACGGUUCCUAUGAGCCAUACAUGAAGCACCAUGGACCAGAAACACGAUAUCCUUUACCUUCUAGAAACUUCGCUACUGGGAAAUCAAAGAAAGUUGCAUGGUUUGUGAGUAACUGUAUACCGAAAAGUCCAAGAAUGCAAUACGCCAAAGAACUUUCACGACAUAUCCCGGUGAAAACAUUUCUCAGCUAUGGAUCUCAGAAAAUUUAUAUACCAAAGAAAUUUUCUAAAUGUUAUGCUUCAAAAUGUACACUUAUCACCGGAAUGGAAAGAUGGCGUGAAGCUGAUGCACUUAUUUUAACAAAAGAUGAACAACCAAAUGGAAUUCGACCAAAUGGACAAUUAUGGUUUAGUCUAACACAUGAAUCUCCUAAACAUAUAUCAUUGGCAAACACACUAGAAAAUGAAGUUAACUUUACCAUAUCCUAUCGUUUUGAUUCAACGAUUUAUUCACCAUACGGUUACUAUGAACCGUAUUUAAAGUAUCAUGGACCAAAAACAAGAUAUCCUCUGCCUUCUCGAAAUUUUGCUGCUGGCAAAUCGAAAAAAGUAGCAUGGUUUGUGAGUAACUGUGCAGCUAAAAGUCCUAGACUACAAUAUGCUGAGGAACUUUCAAAAUAUAUCUCGGUUGAUAUAUAUGGCAAGUGUGGUACAAAAGUAUGUUCUAGGAAUUUGAUAAAUGAUCCUUUGUUACCUGAUUGUUUUAAAUUGAUUCGUCAGAACUACAAAUUUUAUCUGAGUUUUGAAAAUAGUUUAUGCAGUUGGUAUAUCACUGAGAAACUUUAUAAGAAUGCAUUGAAAAACGAUCUACUUCCAAUUGUGAUGGGUGCAUCGAUAGAGGAAUAUGAAAGAGUCGCUCCUCCAUACUCGUUCAUUCACGUUGAUCAAUUCGAAUCACCAGCUAAACUGGCAGACUAUUUGAAGUAUUUGGACAAGAACGAUACUGCAUAUAAUGAAUAUUUUGCAUGGCAUGAUCAUGGAAUCAUACAUGAUCGGGAUUCACAACCUCAAUGUGCAAUGUGUCUACUAGCUCAUACAUCUCAUUCAUUUGGUCCAUAUUGGGUUCCGAGUGUGGCACGAUGGUGGAAUGAUGGAUGUAAUGGUCGGAAAUUACGUUGGAAUCUAUGAAUUGUGAAUAUUGACAAUAUUAACGCAGUUGCUUUCUACUAUGUUUGACUGUGUAACAUACCCAAAUCUUUUGCUUCCUCUCCAUAUUGACUUCGCUUCAUGUUCUUUUUUACAUUCGCCAAUAAUCUUGAACUGAAUCAAUCUGUAAAUAAAAUAAUAUAUCUGUAAUUGGAAUUUAACAAAUCAAACCUUUGUAAUUGAUACCUACUGAAUGAACCUUCAUUUAUACUUGAACCUGCAAAUAAAUUCUUUAAGUAAUCGAUCAUUA
Molecule: messenger RNA, 2029 nt
Organism: Schistosoma bovis
Lineage: Eukaryota; Metazoa; Platyhelminthes; Trematoda; Strigeidida; Schistosomatidae
Source: the annotation of a GenBank genome assembly